Penicillium daleae is the source of this 483-nucleotide messenger RNA. It is a transcript of the gene cyn1, whose product is annotated as putative cyanate hydratase. The record is from RefSeq and is a predicted model, not a curated record. Lineage: Eukaryota; Fungi; Ascomycota; Eurotiomycetes; Eurotiales; Aspergillaceae. The transcript is spliced from 3 exons. Bases 1 to 483 code for a protein of 160 amino acids. Gene Ontology annotation, molecular function: DNA binding; cyanate hydratase activity.
AUGUCUCUCGCCACUCUCGACACCUCCCAACACCCCAAUCUCCCCUCCUCUUCAGCUACCCUUUUCACAGCAAAAGCCAAUAAAAAGCUCAGCUUCGAGCAGAUUGCCCAGCACAUCGGCCGCAAUGAAGUAGCCGUGGCCGCUAUCUUCUACGGCCAAGCUAAAGCUUCCCCGGAGGAUAUCCAGAAACUAUCCGAACUGCUGAGCAUCGACCAUGCUCACUUGGAAGGGCAGCUCAGUGGCUUCCCCGAUCGUGGCAAGUCGGUCGAGAUGCCACCCAAGGAGCCACUGAUCUAUCGGUUGUAUGAGAUUGUGCAGAACUAUGGGUAUGCGUACAAGGCGGUGCUGAAUGAGAAGUUUGGGGAUGGCAUUAUGAGUGCUAUAUCUUUCUCGACCAAGGUGGAGAAGGAGACUGAUGCGGAUGGGAAUAAUUGGGCUGUUAUUACCCUGCGCGGAAAGUGGUUGCCCUUCUCUCGUUUCUAG